CCAUCACGUUUAGUCAUUGUGCGUGACCGCGUGUCAUCCAUUUACUAAUACUCUGUCCAGGACCUGGGUGCGGCAUUCAUAGGAAUGUGCAACGACUAAAUUCAUCGGGGUACACCAGCUCGCAUAUAGUGCUGACAUAUCCAUACCUGAUAAUGAUUACAUCGUGCAGGAGGUGCGUUCCCAAGCAACUAUGAGUGCUUCUCACCAAGUGACACACGAACAGCCUGUCAGCAGAGAGAUGGAUGCAGUUGUCGAUCUAGGCGAUCAUGUCUUUCACGUUGGAGUUGCUCUUUUCACUCUGUGGUGGCUGGGAUACAGUAUCUAUAGCGGUUUGCACUCGGUUCCGGAAGUUACUGCUAUUAUGAACAAGUGCCUUCUCCUGCCGUUCCACUUCGUAAGGCUCAGGCAUGACUAUGGCGUACUCUGUCAAAUUGCCACCUGGGUCCUGGACAUGGCCUUCCACGUGUGGUUCUUAUUUGUCUCCUGCAGUCAAAUUAUCUCUGGAAUGUUUUUUCACAGCUGGCCCUUUGAAAUUAUGGGUAGCAGCAUCCUGUUUAUCUUCCACCUCGAAGUCAUCAGGAAAUACUGCAAUGCUGUGCAGAUAAGCGUUGAAAACGUUGGGCAACAGGUGGAAGAGAUUUCGGAACACGAGGAAGAUAAUUUGAAUGCUGCUGGGAGGAAUGGGUCGACACCCCAAGUGGAUCAAAAUGUUGUUCAUGCGGUCACUCAGACAGAGGAGGCUUGUGCAGCAGCAAUAGCGUCCACGGAGGUCAUCCCGACUGUUUCGAAAACGCAGCACUCUGAGGAACUGGAAAUACCGGAAAAGGGUCUACAAGACCACUCGAGAACUGUGUGGUGUAAUCGCACUACCGACGUGCUGAAACAAGUGCCAAGGAGGUCGACAUGCACUAUGGUGUCUCCAAGAGAGUGAAAGAUAGUGACUGUGGAAAAAAGCAUUCACGCAAAACGUCUCUUUCCUAUGUGAGUGAGCCAUUCCUCCUGACACACCAAGAAGUCUACAAUUGAAGUCUACAACAAAGGCUUGUUGAUGAAUAAAGCUUGUAGAAGGUGGA
Messenger RNA from Ornithodoros turicata, 1073 nucleotides. RefSeq lists its product as uncharacterized. Bases 191 to 931 code for a protein of 246 amino acids. The transcript is spliced from 6 exons. NCBI's taxonomy places the organism in Eukaryota, Metazoa, Arthropoda, Arachnida, Ixodida, Argasidae. The record is from RefSeq and is a predicted model, not a curated record.